Messenger RNA from Xiphophorus couchianus (Monterrey platyfish), 1192 nucleotides. RefSeq names its product fATP synthase c subunit lysine N-methyltransferase (gene atpsckmt). The record is from RefSeq and is a predicted model, not a curated record. Gene Ontology annotation, biological process: peptidyl-lysine trimethylation; regulation of mitochondrial ATP synthesis coupled proton transport; positive regulation of proton-transporting ATP synthase activity, rotational mechanism. Gene Ontology annotation, cellular component: mitochondrion. The transcript is spliced from 4 exons. Lineage: Eukaryota; Metazoa; Chordata; Actinopteri; Cyprinodontiformes; Poeciliidae. Gene Ontology annotation, molecular function: protein-lysine N-methyltransferase activity. Bases 243 to 923 code for a protein of 226 amino acids.
GUCAUGUACCACUCAGCUUGCAAUCAGAGCCUAAACAAAUCCCCAAGAAAAAAAAAAACUAGAUUUAAUUCAGUUCUUAUCGGUUGUAGAAGGACAUUAAAAGUGGCCGAUGGUUGAUAAAUAUCUACUUUUGGAUUUUUACGUAGUGGAAUUUUUAAAUAUCUACUAACAUUUUAGUAAAAACUUCUCUGUUUGGAGGUUAGCUAACGCUAGCUGACUUUUAGCUUGGGGGAGCUAGCAUCAUGUCACAACAUGAACUGGUUCUGGACACUGGACAGGGUAGCGGAGCUGUCAGCGAGGGGAGACGGAGAAGAAGUCGACUCGGGCUGGUCGUCACCGGGGUUGUUGGAGGGUCGCUGGUCGCUCUUUACGCGGUGGCCGCUCCGUUUGUUGCCCCUGCCCUCAGAAGAGUCUGCCUCCCGUUUGUUCCAGCCACCACGGCUCAGGUGGAGAACGUUCUCAGGGUGCUGCGGACCAGAACGGGAACUCUGGUGGACAUCGGAAGCGGAGAUGGAAGGAUAGUGAUAGCAGCAGCAAAGUGUGGAUUUCAGGCUUCUGGUUUGGAGCUGAACCCUUGGUUGGUUUGGUUUUCUCGCUACAAAGCCUGGAGAGAAGGCGUCCGCCGCUCCACCUCCUUUCACAUCUCGGAUUUGUGGAAGGCUAGCUUUGCUCAGUAUUCAAAUGUUGUUAUUUUUGGAGUUCCUCAAAUGAUGGGUCAGCUAGAGGUCAAGCUGGCAAAUGAGCUGCCAAGUUCAGCCAAGGUGGUCGCCUGCCGCUUCCCCUUUCCCACAUGGGUCCCUGAAAGCACUGAGGGGGAAGGCAUAGACACCGUGUGGGUGUAUGACGCCAAAACAUUUCGCUCAGAUCAGCACAGAAAAACGGGCAAAACGUUGUUAGAACAAAAAUCACCUCCACACUCAUGAGAUGUUUCCUAAAGCUCCCUAAAGCUUAUUUAUUGUUUUGUUAUUUGCAAAAAUAUACUUUAAAUUAGCUGCCCACGGCAUCCCUAUCCAAAAUUGCUCUGAAGAAAAUUGGAUGACAUGAGUACUUUUGUAUGUAUUUUUGAAAUGAAUUAUCUUGUGUUCAAAACGAGACUCUAAAUCAAACAUAGUGAUGGUAAGUUGAGAAAGCUGUAUUUCUCACAGCAACAGAGAGUGCUACUCUCAUUAAUGCUUGUAUAAUUAGUUGGUUU